Cadophora gregata is the source of this 726-nucleotide messenger RNA. RefSeq lists its product as uncharacterized. The coding region runs from base 1 to 726 and encodes 241 amino acids. The transcript is spliced from 4 exons. Gene Ontology annotation, biological process: mycotoxin biosynthetic process. The record is from RefSeq and is a predicted model, not a curated record. Lineage: Eukaryota; Fungi; Ascomycota; Leotiomycetes; Helotiales; Ploettnerulaceae.
AUGUCUUCAUCCAAGCAUUUCAACUCUUUCAACUCAGGCUACAGAAAGGUCGCAGGUGCCGAGUCUUGGGAUUCUCUUGAGCAUGUAAAACACAACGGAAGUGUAGCUCGGCGAGUGUUCCUAGGAUAUCGAGUAGCUUUCUUCGUUCUAUUGGGACUUUAUCUCAUAUCAAUGUUUAUUGCCUCAGUGAUAAUUCUACAACCAGAAGUCUUCCGGAGAAUGCCAGUCUCGUCUUCGUUAAUACCUGAUAUUCCUCGGGACCAAUCGGUGGUGUUCAACGGUUAUGUCGAAUUCGAGGUAGAGAGGGCGAAGGACGAUGCGUGGUCGAAGCUGAUCCCAUUAGGAAGAGGUUUCAUAGUGAUGCCCGUCGAAGUCCCUCAAGAAGAUGGUGGAGUAGAGGUAGAGAUCAAACAUUUCUGUAUAUCCAUGUUCCACCAAUUGCAUUGCAUAGCUAGCCUCAAAUCAGCUUUCGAGAGUAUGAUCAACGAGAAUGGUACUUCGCGCCUGGAGCACACCUCGCACCUCGCUCACUGCUUCGACUAUCUUCGACAGGGCAUUAUGUGUGCAGGAGACAUGACACUGGAACCUGCAUUCGAGUUGGCGGGUGAAGAUGCAGGUACAAAAGCCGUGAAUGGAUGGAAUGUAGAACACCAGUGCAAGAACUACCAGGUGAUGUAUGAUUUCGCGGAGAAGCAUCGGUAUGGAAAUACUAGUGGAAUACUAUAA